GUGUGUGUGUGUGCGGUGUGUGUGUGCAGUGUGUUGGAGGGGGAAUGAGGAUCAGCGCAGUGUUUCCAGACCGGACUGAGGACUCACACAGACGCGGCACAGCGGCCUCACAGCCUGCAGGUACAGCUGAGGAGUGAAUGAGGGAAUGAGUGCAGGGCUGUGUGUGUGAUGGCGUCCGAACCCCUGAGCCUCCUGCUCUCUGCGUUCGCGCUGACCCUGCUGUUCGCUGCAGCAGGUGUGGUCAGUGCAGGUGAGGAUGAAUACACCUGGCCUCCACAGAAGCUUCCUCUCCUGCGCUUUAAGCAGACCAUCCGACUGGGCAGCUCCAGCUUCACGGCCGAGGGGCAGAACGAGCUAAAUGGGAUGUGUGGGAUCGAGUGCCAGCAGGGGCUUCCAAAACCCAGCCUGGAGGACCUGGAGCACAUGCUGUCCUACGAAACCAUGUACGCUAACGGCACACGGACUCUAACCCCAGUUAGCCUGCAGGAUGGUACCGAGCUCAGCGGCACAGCUCCAAAUUCUUCCUCGUCCAGUUUACGGCACAAGAGGGAGGUUUAUGGCCCAGAUACUCGCUUCACCAUCUCUGACAAGCAGUAUUCCCUGAAAUACCCGUUUUCCACUUCAGUUAAAAUCUCCACCGGCUGCUCCGGAGUGCUCGUUUCCCCCAGACACGUGCUAACAGCUGCCCACUGCAUCCACGAUGGCUCAGACUACCUGAAGGGGGCGCAAAAGCUGAGUGUGGGAAUCCUCAGGAAGGGAAGGAAGGGCAAAGGUCGUGGGAAAGGAGGAGGGAAGAGGAGGCGAGGGAAGGAGAGAGAGGAGGAGCAGGAGGGAGAGGAGGGAAAAGGAGGGAAGAAGAAAGAGGAGCGCAAAAAGGCAAAAGGACGAAAGAGCCGCAGCAAACGCAGCGUAAAGGCCGAAGGAAUGUCCUUUCGCUGGACGCGGGUCAAACAAAUGCAGGUGCCUAAGGGCUGGUUCAAGGGCGUGUCAGAAGGCGCUGCAGCGGAUUAUGAUUAUGCCGUAUUGGAGCUGAAGAGGGCGCAGAAAAGUCGCCACAUGGACCUGGGCAUCGUCCCCUCGAUCAAAAAACUCCCGGCUGGCCGUGUCCACUUCUCGGGCUUCGAUGAUGACCGGCCCGGUAACCUGGUGUACCGUUUCUGCUCCGUGUCUGACGAGUCCAACGACCUGCUGUAUCAGUACUGUGACGCCAAGCCCGGUUCCAGCGGUGCCGGAGUGUACGUGCGGCUGAAGGAACCCGGCAGCAAGAGGAAAUGGAAACGGAAGGUCAUCGGGGUGUUUUCGGGCCAUCAGUGGGUGGACGUGAACGGGCAGCAGCAGGAUUACAAUGUGGCCGUGCGAAUCACACCAUUAAAGUUCGCACAGAUCUGCCACUGGGUGCACGGAGAUUCUGGGCAGUGCCAGAACGUCUGAGGCAGUGAGACUGACCACCCCUCUGUCCACCCCAGCUUUUACCCUGGUGGUUCCCAGCCCUCAUCCUGGAGGACCCCAGCACAGUUUUGACAUAUUACAGAGUUGAAAUGGACUUUUUUUUAUGGUAAUGUAACACAGACCUGUAGCCGGAUAAACACAAUUUUCAAUGGGAAAAAAAAAAACAACUUUUAAAGACUCAAAACAUCAUAAAGACGUUUAUAAGAACCGGCUUAAAUGCAGUGCUUGAAAAAAGAGAUGUUCUCAGAUAUUCUCCACUUUUGGUUCUCUAAAGAACCAGUCUGGUAAAUGAGGCGUGCAAGUGAACUGCUUUAAAGAACCGACAUGCAGUCAUAUGCAAAACUUUAUGCACCCCUGGCCAAACGGCCUUUUGUUGAUCUUCUAAGUGAAAACACUUCAACACGGUGUUUCUCCGCAAACCUUGGUUCUAUUUAUUUGCUGAGUUUAGCAUAUUGGGGGGAAAAAAUAAAACACACAAUAUAAAAUGUGCCGUAGCACAAUUUACACUAUUUUUUCCCCAGUUUUCUCAGUCCAGCUGAUAAACAGCUGUGUUAAAUAUGCAGAUGUUCUCUAUCGAUAUGGCAAAUCAACAAAACAUGAUCGGGGUGCUUAAGCCUUUGAUAAAGUUCUCUAGCAAUUAAAUUGGUUUUCCUAGAAGGCCAAGAACCAUUUAGGAACCUUUAUUUUGAAGAGCGUAGUGUUAUAAAGUUGAUAUAUCUAAUAUUUCUCAUUGUGACAUUAGUGUUUGUGCUGAUUAUGAUAUUUAACUGAUUUCUAGACAUUAUUCACUCACUUUUGACAAUUUAUUGAGUAAAAUAAUCCCACCAUUGUGGUUGCUGAUUUAGCUGCUUUCAAGCUCAUUUCUUAAAACAUUGUCUGCCAACGUUGUGAGAAAAUUUUACUUUAAAUUAGUAAAAAUGUCUAGAAAUAAAGGAAAUAAUCAUAAAUCAAUGAUAUAAACGGGAGAAAUGCUAGCUUUGUUGACAGUGUAAGAUGAUUUUAUUGACGAGGCACCGUUUUAUUUAUGAGAAUAAAUUAAAAUAGCAGAUCAUCUGAAAACAUUAAGAUGACUUUAUGUCUGAAGGAGAUGUUUCUGAAUUGGGCCUCAGUUUUCAUUUUAUUUAUUUUUUUACUCUGAGCACAAACAUUCAUCGUAUUUGAGCCACAUUUCUAGACUAACUGCAUAAAAAAAGUGUCCAGACCCCCAGCAGACUGGGCCCCUCUGCAGCCACCACUACAGACUUUUGGGCGUACGGUGUUUGUGGUCCUCCAUGGGAAACAGCUAAACGUGCAGGGUUAGUGGUCCAUCAGCUCCAGGGUCGGAAAACCAGGGACGUUUUAGCUAAUCAGCAACCCCAACUUCAUAAAAGCGGAAGUGCCAAAACAGCAUCACCUACUCAGCAGAGAGGAGAGCAGAAAACACACCUGUUUAUAUUUUACUGGACGCAUCAUCGUCACCCAGAAGCCUUUGAUCUGGUUCAAGACUGGCCUGCUGGCCCUCAGAUCAGACGGUCACUGCCUUAAAUAUUAAUUUAUUUCCUUCUUAAACUUUCAAAGCCCUGGCUAAGAAAGGGCUGUAUGGAGAUGCAUUGCUUGGUAGACUAGUGAGGCUAGACGUUAGCGCGAGGGCUCCCUGAUGCCCCGCGAGGGCUUCUGGAUGCAGCUUGGAUCUUUACAUUUAUGCCUUUUCAUCUUUCACGUGUGGUCAGUGUUCAGACUGGCCGAGCUCGAUUUGGCGCAAUGACCCAGAAAAAGUGGAGUUUUUCUGAGGGGUGUGUAGUUAUGAAGGCUUUAAUAGUCUUUCAUUUUCUUUUAUUUUUUAUUGUCUUUUUAGGAAACAGAGGUUUAACCCAUCAGUCUGUGUUCAGGCGGUGCUGAACUGGAGUGUAACUGCUCUAAACUGGGCGCCUCAUGAGGUUCCAGCUUGUGCCUGUUUGGGCAGCGGUCAGUUCUCCAGCAUAAGCUCUGCAGGUUUCGCCCACAGACGCAGGUGCUCAUGUUCUUGGUGCUAAUUUAAUGUUUAAUGUUUAAUAUUAGACGUCUGAAGACCCGUCAGUGUAUAUUUGCAUAGUGUACUGUAGAACUGUAAGUAUUAAUAUGAGGGUGAAUCGGCGGAUUGAUGUACGGCGAUGUUUCUCUAUUAAAUGUACUGAAGGUAUUUAAAUGCAGAUCCUUAGGCUUUGGACAUCAUUUGAGUUCUGUAAUUACAUUCUAGAUUUGGUGGAUACCGAUUGUAAAUCAAAAUUUCAUGUAAAUUCAUAUUGAUUGUUCCAAAAUUUGUUUAAAGUUUAUUGUUUUUCACCAAAUAAAUUAUAAUUCAUA
Molecule: messenger RNA, 3771 nt
Organism: Pygocentrus nattereri (red-bellied piranha)
Lineage: Eukaryota; Metazoa; Chordata; Actinopteri; Characiformes; Serrasalmidae
Gene: prss35
Product: serine protease 35
Exons: 3
Coding region: 169-1431 (420 amino acids)
Biological process (GO): proteolysis
Molecular function (GO): serine-type endopeptidase activity
Source: RefSeq, a predicted model, not a curated record